AAGUCACGCAAAAAAUUUGAAAUUUUGGAUUUACAUUUGAAAAUCUUCGAUGCCACAACCAGUUCAACAGCCACUGAAACAACUUACCAACGAAAAAAGACAGCCUCGUGUUGCUUCCAACAAAGCAAAACAAGCUAUUUCAAAUAUUUCUCAAGGAUUCAUUAGAAGGAAGCAGCCAGAUGUUUCUGACGAGAACCAAGAAAAUUCUCUUACUCCCUCGUUUACAAAAGAACAAGAAAGGGAAAUCGAAGAUAACAAAGGAAAGAAACGAAAUUCUAAAAGGCCAGCAACAAGUUCAAAUUUGCCGCUAACAGAACGAACAGAAAGUGACCACAAUCAACAGUACAAGCAACUAACCGGAAAUGAAGACAGAGAAAAAGACUUCGCUGCAAACCAGAUCCAGUCAAUCAUGACUUCAAAUACAAAUGAGAAAGACGAAAAAGACAUAGAAAACGUCAAAACCAACGAAUUUAUUCGAGCGGAGCAAACCAAAAAAUCGCCAAAAAGUAAAAAAGAAAGAAGAGGACCAACAAUUGGACAAGUCCUUAGAAUGCGAUCUUUUAAACCCACUGAAAUGAACACUUACAUGACUUGCGCCAAAGAAAAUGUUAAAAGAGGUACAGAAUUAUCCAAAGAAUUCUCUCAUCAAGUUUUCGAAACUACGGAAAGCCACAAAAACUGUACGGUUGAAAAAAUUGGACAAGAAGAAAGGAAAGAGGAACGUGACGUUACCCUUCAACAAAACGAGUCUGCGAAACAGGAUUUCUCCUCUCAAGUCAACAAUGCAUUCAAAUCUGCGAAUUUUACAAAACAAAGAAAGGAUGUAUCCCCAACUGAUAUUACCAAUUCUGGGAAACUUGGAAAUUUAGACAAGAAAGUUCAGUCAACAAAAGGUUGCAAAGAUAAUUUGGAGGUUAAUAAGCAGAAAGAAUCUGUUCAAAGUACAAAAUUACUGCCAGAAAGAUAUCCAUGGGAACAAACAGGUUAUGCCGAUGGUGUUGGAAUGUCAGAAAUUCUCAGCGAAGAGGAAAUAGCAAAAGAAUGUGUAGAUUGGACAAUAAUACUUCAAAGCCUGGGCAAUGAUUGGAACCAUCGUGCAGCUACAUUGAAGAGAAUUCGUGUGGCAAUUUCGAAGCCAUUCAUUAAUCAAUCCUCAAAAUUUGUCGAGAUACUUUCAAACGAUGCACUCACCAAUGCUCUGAUAACUCAAACAACAGAUCUUCGUUCUUCUCUUGUAAAAGAAGCAUUCGAGACCAUUGCUACAGUUUCAGAAAAAUUAGGUGACUGCCAAAGGUUCUGGUUUGUAGCUUCAAAAUUCUUAGAAAAAGCUUGUCUAGCAUCUGUUGUACGAACGACCAAAGUUAUUGCUGUUCCUGCGGAGGAAUGUGGACAGAGAAUAGUAGCUUCGACGCCCGCUGAAGCUGUCUUACCGGUUUUGUGUUCUACGAUUCGUUUCGGUUCUCAUCCCGUAGCUAGAGAAAAGGCAACUAACUACCUUUUGAAAAUUCUAAAAAGAGGGAGACCUCUGAUACAGGAUCCCCACUGUGCAACUGAACUCGAAAAAGGGGAAGACGUAAAUCCAGAAAACAGUGAUAAAACUAAAGCUGGUCUAUAUACCGCCUCCGAGUUUAUGACUGACGCUUCUGCCUUAGAAUGCUUGAGAGACGUAGUCAUUUCCUCGAUUGGAGACUCUCAAGGUAAAACUCGUGAAGCUGGCUUGUGUUGUUUAAACGAAAUGAAGUCUCACUGGCCAGACUAUACAACGAGUUUGCUUGAAAGUUUAGAUCCUUCUCUCCAACGUCGCGCAGUAAAUUCUUUAUCGACAAGCUCUAACGAAGGAGUUUCGACAAAACAGAAAAAAGAGUUCAAAACCAUCAAAGAACUCAAAGCUGAAGCCCGACAGAGUAAGGAUCAAAAAAAUUCUUCAAGUGCACUUACAAACAAACUUGUAAGUGACGAAGAAACUCUAUCUGUUGCAAUAUCUCAAGUGAAAAUUGAUGCGAGCCAAAAGCCCAGCAAAAAUAUAGCAACAUCUCGUAAAAGCAACUGCGACAACUUAUUUUCGGACGAGAAAACUUCGAGCAAGUCGGAAAACAUAGGUUAUCCAAUUCGCAAUUUACGCAAUAGAACGAUUCAUAGUUCUAAUUAAAUUUGUUUUCUUCAUCUGAUGCUUUUGUGUCUUGAAGAUUAUUGCAGACUUGUUCUUAUGUAAAGAAGGCUAGUUCAGUUUUGUUU
Molecule: messenger RNA, 2235 nt
Organism: Galdieria sulphuraria
Lineage: Eukaryota; Rhodophyta; Bangiophyceae; Galdieriales; Galdieriaceae
Exons: 1
Coding region: 50-2149 (699 amino acids)
Source: RefSeq, a predicted model, not a curated record